Messenger RNA from Leishmania braziliensis MHOM/BR/75/M2904, 2220 nucleotides. RefSeq lists its product as hypothetical. The transcript has a single exon. The coding region runs from base 1 to 2220 and encodes 739 amino acids. Lineage: Eukaryota; Euglenozoa; Kinetoplastea; Trypanosomatida; Trypanosomatidae. The record is from RefSeq and is a predicted model, not a curated record.
AUGAUAUCCAAGGCCGCCUUCAUGAUGCAGGACCACGUGCGGCGCCACUACGUCAUGAUCACCGAUGUGUGUAGCCCCAGCACAUUCUUCGUCCGCGGCCGGCUCCCCUUCCCUCAAGGCCUCAUGGCCAUCGCGGUGCUCUUCAAGAACAAGCGGCCGGCCGACCUCUACGCACACCCAUACUUCAUCGAGAAGCAGAGCGACCCCUCCCAGCCGUCGCCACAGCUGCACCUGACGGAGGAGGCGCAGGGCAUCAUGAAGGUCAUGAGCGGUCUCCGCUACAUGCGAGACGACAAUGCGAAGCUCGACAACACGAUGGUGGUGGUGACCGACUACAAGGUGGUGGUGGAGGGACGCAUGCCGAGCGUGCCGCAGGCAGUGUCGACGGUGCCGGGUGGACCGAAGAUCUCUCCGGCGCAGGACGCAAGCGGCAGAGGCGCAGAAGGGCACAACCUCGCCACAGGUAAGGCCGCGGGAAGGUCGUCGGGCCUCACGUUGGAGCAGCGCGCCAUGCUGCGGCGUACCGUCCACCAUGUCACACAGAUCCCUGGCGGUGGUGGCGAUGCCGGCUUGGGUUUCGGUGGCAUGCGCAGUCCCUUCGUGGCUGCCUCGAGGCCGGCAGCAGCGCCAUCAGUGGCGUUGCCGUCAAGGCCACCAAAGGCGAGUGUGACAGGGGGAGCGCGCACCACCAGCGACAGUCACUCGUCCACGGCUAGCAGUGAUGCGGCCUCCACCGCGAUGCACAGCGUAGUGCCCGGCUACUCCACCUUUCCCACGCCGGAGGACUGUGCGACGGAUGCGAGGAUGUCGUAUCGCUAUCUCAAGGCCGCCAUCUUCGGUCGGCGCGCUCUGGAAGAGGCGGAGGAGGCGAGCCCAACGCGUGAUAUUGACGUGCCGGCGUUGUUCGAGAAGCGCGUUGGCGGCUAUACAGUCCUGUACAACCCUAUCGAAGUCAACGAGCGGACAUUCGUAGAGCUGCUGCUCAAGCUGCAGCAAGAGGAGCGCGUCGUGAAGGCGAUCGUCGUGCCGACGCGACCGGCGUGGCGUCACCUGCAGGUGUGGGCAGACGUCUUCCCUGACGCGGAGCUGAUCACCAGUGGCGAGGUACCGCUGCUACCGGCGGUAGCAACGUGGCCACCUCUUAGUAGAAGUGGCAGCAGUGGUGCCGCCACCUUGCCUGGUUCUCCCUCGACUGCAGCUGCGUCAGCAACGGAGUGGCGCGGCGGGUGCCAAGACAUGGGCAACGGCAUGACCGGACUAUCGUUUCCUGAGGUGGACCUGGAGGCCGAGGCGGCGCUUGAGCGGCAGCGUGCGGACGAGGCAGCCGCGAAGGCGAGGGCCACAGCGGAGGCGGCGCAGCGCGAGCGGUCAAGCGCGCCGGAUAAGAGUGACCGAGAGGUGGACGAGGACGACGACGACGAAAUGGCUGGGGCAGGUGGCGCUGACACGGCAUCCGAGCAAGCGCGACGGGCGAUGUUGCGCCGGCAACGGCAAAAGAUGAAGCUGCGGCAGGAGAUGCGCGCCGAGGACGCGCGGGUGGAGGCAGCGGCAUCAGCGGCCAAGUGGGCACCCGCAGGAGUGUUGGAGGGGGCCCAGGCGAGUGUCAGCACUAUGCCCGCCACAUCCCCAGAUGCCAUCAGCAACGACAGCGGCGACCCCGUUGACGUGCUGUGGAGCGACGUCUCCUUCUUCCUCACAGAAAAGCGCACGCAGGCUGUCGGACUGCGCGAGGGCGAUGCAUGGCGCCUGCGCAUCCUCGCACCACGCGACACAUCGAGGCCGGAGCCGCCGGUCGAUAUUCUGCGCCUCACCCCAACGAUUGAGCUGCUACGCAUCCCCGGCGACUCUGCAGUGGAGGAGUACGUGCUGUUUGACGCGAACAGCAACAGCCUCGCGUGCACGGACCUCUACCACGGCGAGUACGCCGACCUCGACCCAGCAAACUCGUGGAUGUGCCGGGUGUGGUUCAUGAAGCGUGGUGACUACAAGCACAAGGGCCUGGUGCCGCGCUACAAGUGGCUCCAGAUACUGCAACAGGGAUCGCUCUCCGUGAUCCAGUCGGCCAUUGACGAGCUGACGCGUCGGCGGCCCAUCAAAUGCGUGCUCAGCGCACACGGCACCCCGCCACUGAACGGCGACGACGCCGUCAACACGCUUCGACGUCAGUGGAGCUUACCACCGCUGCACCCCACGGAGAGGCCGCGGGAUGGGCGCAAGUAG